ACCCGGAUAGUUUACUGCACAAUCCCAAUCAUCCAAACAGCCUUCCUUUCCUCCUAUCUCCCUCGACUAUGCAUUUUCUGUGUAACUUCCCCAACCAUUUUUUCAUCUGGACAGUCGAUUUGAGUUUCACAUGACUGCCAAGACGAAACAAUGCGAGCACUUAAUUUAAACUUUUGGCAUCAAGCUAGGGUUCAUUUUCGUUACGUUGGCUAUUUAUUUUGUGUUGCCGAUCAGCUUGCUUUGAGAAAGUGAUUUAAGCUAUUUGGACGGUUGCACCAUAGCUUACAUCCUACAAAAAGCGAUGUGUCUAGAUGUGCAAUAUUAUGUAACAUUCCUGCCUCAACAGAUUGUUGACAGACAUACAUUUCCACGCUUGACUUCCUAACCAAUUAACAAAAAUUCCAGUUUUUCAUGCAAUUGUAGGAUCUUUUUCCUUGGGCUUCUAUUCGGCUUGAAUAUCGCUGACUAAGUGAAUCCUUCGUUUUAAACCAAAAAAUAUAUAAAAUAAGAAUAAUUGAGAUUGGUUGAAAAUUGUAGUUUGGCUAACCAGUGAUCUGGAGCAAUGUGUGGCAUUAUGUGGCAAGAUGAAUGUAGGCGUGGUAGGCUACAGAAUCUGUCGAUACAGAUGCUUGAAUUAUUCUGGAAAGUGACUGGUUUAAGAAACACAACAGGGUAAUCCCCAGAAACUCCAAAUUCACGGUCCUGUCUACUUUCUUCGCCCUCUAGUGGGACAUUUUGCCUGAACAUUCGAUAGGCUAACCUUAUUCUUUUAAUUUCAUAUGUGCCAAACAGUUUCAUUUUUAUUUUAACGGGUAAUGCAUUGGGUUAACGUGAGCUGGGUUUAGUCAUAAGCGCAAGCAAGUCAGCUGCUUUGCUCAGCUGAUAAAAGUUGAAUAUUAGCUUGCGACACAUAUUAAAAGUGAAACUACAAUAAACGGUUCAGAGUCGGUUGUAGGUAAAGCUAUAUAAAUAUACCUCAACACUUGAAUUCUCGCAGCAAGUUAAGAACAUAAAUACAACAGCUACAAGAAGUACAAAUUCCAAGGUAAUUACAGAUGGGACGAGACACUAUGAAGCCUUUGGGGAAGCGGCAUUGCUGCAUGUCUUUCGUGUGUUUUUUCCUCCUGCUCCUACUCGCCCAGAUGCUCUAUGUCCUUGUGCUGUUGCACGGCCUGUUCAUCAACUCUACCAAAGCACUCAUCAGCCCCUUUAAUGUCUGCCACAGGGGACAAGAUGGCCUGUUCUGCAAUGAUCAUAACUAUGACGUGGGAGACGCCAGUAAAUUAAACACUAACAUUGCCAGGGUGACAGUCAUCCUGGGCUUGUACUCUCCCCUGGCGCUGGUGCCAUUUGCCCUCCUGGCUUUUCUGUUUGCUGUGUGCUGCGAGGAGGGUGGGCUUCUGUGGGUCAGUCUGGUCUGCCAGACUGCCUCCAGCCUACUGACCUUACUGGGACUCUGUGUUUACGACCCUUCACUGGGCCUAUGUAAGCAUGGACAGCUUGACAGCUGGGUUCUACGUCUGUGUUGGGGUGUGUGUGGAGCUAGCCAUAGCUGCCUUGUUGACGUGGAUGUCAGGGAGGAAGAAGGGGAUGACUGAGAAAAAUUACAAUCUGUAAAGAUUAUGCAUUUGAACAUCAGAAAGCACUUUAGGGUACUUAAUUGUACUCAGAUA
Hypomesus transpacificus is the source of this 1673-nucleotide messenger RNA. RefSeq lists its product as uncharacterized. The coding region runs from base 1056 to 1598 and encodes 180 amino acids. Lineage: Eukaryota; Metazoa; Chordata; Actinopteri; Osmeriformes; Osmeridae. The transcript has 2 exons. The record is from RefSeq and is a predicted model, not a curated record.